Messenger RNA from Pocillopora verrucosa, 2839 nucleotides. RefSeq lists its product as uncharacterized. The record is from RefSeq and is a predicted model, not a curated record. NCBI's taxonomy places the organism in Eukaryota, Metazoa, Cnidaria, Anthozoa, Scleractinia, Pocilloporidae.
UUCAUUUGGAAUGCGGAAUAUUAUCGCAUUGGCGUCCGGUCAGUGACAAACGUUUCCACAUAUUUGCAUAUAUUUCCGAACGGUGAACAGAGUCAGUCCCGGUUGUUUGGAAAGCUGGUUGGUACAGUAUCACGUCUGCCGAUACAGGAACGACAACAUGACAUCUAAAAAAACUGGUUUGGCUUUUUCUGGUGGUGGCAUUCGGUCAGCGGCACUAUGCUCUGGAGUCCUGCGCAGGCUGCUAAAGGAUAACGCAAAAGUAGACUACCUGAGCUGCGUGUCAGGGGGUGGUUACACAGGCACAUCCUUUCUGGAUUGGAAAUACAGAAAAGAGAAGAAAACAGAGGACAGCGAAGAAUGGCAUGAAGAGUUCUUUGACAACAUGCGACAAAGAGCAGGUUACUUUUGUAACUGGGAGAAGCCACGUCAAGGAAUCGUUGAUACAAUUGUUAUGAUCCUCCUCGUACUCACUGUCACCUUCAUUGAACCGAUUGUCAUAUAUGGAUCAUACGCAUUUCCACUUGCCUUCAUCAUCGAUUACCUUUUCGGAAAGUUACUUCGAGCCAAAAUGGAUUGUGAUCAGUUUGCACCAACCCGUACUCCAUGUCCAGAAAGCGUAAUUUUCUCUAAGAUUUCCCUGUUUACGGUUCUGGUCAUGUCAUUUGUCAUCUCCUACAUUCUGUCGCAAUGGUUACCUAGAAGGAAGUCUAAAUAUUUCAGACUUUUCUCAAUAAUUUCCUUCUUACUUCUUUCUCUUACUUUCCUCCCAUUUGCAAUCCACGAUUUUUUCAUUGAAAUCCCCCUGUGGAGUCGAGCGAUCAUUGUAGUAAUUGGUGUGGUUCUAUGGUUCCUCCUACCUCUGUUGCGGGACAAAACGUCCUACGGCAUUCUUAUCUAUCUCUAUCCUUACAUCAUCUAUUGGAAAGUGUACAAAGCCAAGAUUAUUGGUGUUGUGUAUUCUGAUGGGCUGUUUAAUGGGCUGCUUUUUACCUCUGGGUUUAUCAUGUGGUUUGUUCCCUACCUGGCACAAUCAAGGAAGAGGCUCGUCCAUAUCUUCAACAGAUGGAGACUUCAGAAGGCAUUUUACUCAAAGGAAAGUUUAGCUACCAAGGGAUGUCUGGAAAUACUCCAGGAGAUUUUCUGCCCUUUGUGGACAUGUCUGAAGAGAAAACAGAAGCGGGAUUCUGGUCACAGAGAACAGAGAGGUAGCUUUAAUUCUUUGGCGGAUGACAUUGAGCCAGUAAAGAAAAGAUCUUUGAACCUGGCAGAUCUCAGAGGCCUAGAACCUGAAUAUAUAUCAAACAUGACCAUCCACAGCUGGAAGAAAGAGGCAGAUUCUGACACGGAUGAUGAUCUCCUGACAAUGUCGCCUACCACAAUAGAGCGCUUAGAUCGAGGUCCAUCGACUGUCGAUCCAUUCAAGGAUAGGCUGAGGCCUCGAGAUAUAGAGUUGUCAGACGCCAUGGCAACGUCUGCAGCAGCAAUUUCCGGGUACGGUGAUAACCUUAGGGAAUUGCGCGUUGCCACGAUUCUUGGACUCGAAAUGGGAGCCACAGUGAUCAGCAACCUCGAGGCAAUUAAAAAGGAGGGAUGGCUCAUGAAGCUCCUCCCAAUUCUCAUCAACAUUCUCCGUGGUCUUCCAUUGAUCGCUGUACCAGCGGUUUACUAUAGAGGAGGACAUGUGUGGUCAAUUAAAGCAGGAGUAUUCACAUUCUUUGCAAUUCACCUCAUGUUGGCUUGUAUUGGAGCUCUCGCUGAUACAGGAGCUCUGAACCCAAACUUAUGGGAGAAGAUAGCCAGGUGGUUCAUCGUGCACGUUUCCUUUGUGAAGUUCGUGAGAGUAGGCCUUAACAUUGACAACAUCGGACCCAUGCCUCCUCCCAUCAUGCUACUUAGCGAUGGAGGCCACGUGGAAAAUCUUGCUAUUUUGCCAUUGUUAAAGAAGAAACUCAAGAAAAUUAUUGUGGUGGAUGGCAGUUACUAUUCCAAUGAGAAGAAUUAUGGGGAAGAACUACUGAAAGCACUGAUGCUGGCUCGUAGAGACCUGAAUUGUUCGUUUAUUGGCCAGGGCGGUCGUGACGUCAUUUCAGACCUGUUGGAGAAUUUCGUGAAGCUUCAGCAACCAAAUGAAAAAAAACCACGACAUUUCAGAUUUAAUGUUGAAUACUACGAAAACGACCACAAAGUUGGUGAAGGCGAAAUUUUGUUCAUUCGGCCAAGAGAUCCGCGAAAAGGUGAAAGGAGCGAGGUCAAAACCUGGGAAGAGUUUGGUUUCCAUCUGGACGCACGUGACUGGGGGAAUAGUCCAUUUCUGAACGAAGACGAAGUCGACAAGUUGACCUUCUGUUGUUGUGCAUGUUGUAACAAAAAGUCCUAUUUGAGCGGUUUAUCUGAGCUCCUCUGCCACAAGUUCCCGAAUCACAGCACAGCUAAUCAAUUCUUCACGCCUUUAAUGUUCUCCGCCUAUCAUCGUGAAGGCUUCCGAGCAUGCGUUGAAGCGGAAGCUGCUGAAUUUCUCAAGGACAACCACGAUGUCCUUGAGGUGUGACUGUUACUCAACCUAGUGUGAGUAUAUGUGGCCAACCUAUUAAUAACCAAACAUGUACGCAAAAAAAAAAAUUUGGCUUGUCUGUUGAAUACUGAUCGAUUAGGAAUAUUGGAAAUCGUUCCAUAGCAAAUAGAGGUGACUUGUUCAGACAGCAGAAAGAUUUCUUCAUUUCUUUUUUUAUCAUUAUGUGGACUUGAUAUUGUACAACGUUUAAAACAACGUAUUGUACAACGUAUCCUUAACUGUAGUCGUCAAGAAACGCUAAAUAUAAAUUAAAUAUCCUUGUCUUUG